CAAGAGAAUUGGGGGUCAGGAUCAUGAAAAGCAUCGGCAGAGUCCCGACCGAGGAAGAGGCCACAGUAGUCUUGGGAAUACUCUUAGCCGCAGCUUGCUGCCGAUGCAUGGUCCCGAAGAGCUCCGUCCGCUUCUUGAAGAAGACGAAGCUCGCCCAUAAUCAGGUCAAGUGAGUCAAGUGUUCUUCAGCAGCGUCGCUCUCCUCUACAAACACACAAGCCAGCGAGAAAAGAAGCCAAAUGGAAGGUCCAGGAUAUCUCGCAGUCGCAAUCCAGCCAGGAAAGGAUACGGACGAAAAGGCUUUCCAUGAGUGGUACAACACAGAACAUGGUCCUUUACGCCUCCGAUUACCUUUCAUUGAUACUGGAGACCGCUAUUCUGCUGCCGAUGGACAAAAUCCGCAAUGGUCGGCCGUAUACGACGUUUCAGAUUUGAAAUGGAUCCACGAGCGGAUUUACAGCCGUCUACGAGAAGAGCGAUCGAAACGUGAAAAGGCUGUGAUGAGCACAUUUGAAUCUCUGGAUCGUAAAAUUUACAGUCUGGUUUCUGUUCGCGGAAACUCUCCCAAAGGCCCUGCUCCAGCGACGAUGGCUGGCUCGUUGGUUGUGAGCGAAUCUGACUGGGACGAUGUCUGCAGAUGGUAUGAAGAGGAACAUAUCGAUAUCAUCUCGAAAGCUCCUGGAUGGAUCCGAACACGGCGGUUCAAAUUGGUCGUGGGUGGCAUUAGGGGUAUGCCUCCUUCGGGCCAAGUAGAGCAUCUCGCCUUGCACGAUUUCGAGCAGGUUCCCGAUUUAACAGGACCCGUUUUCAAGGAGGCGAAUAACACAGACUGGAGAAACCGCGUCGUAGGAAAGACUCACUGGAGAGAACUCCGCCUCUGGAGCCACCACCUAACAUUCGACGCGCUGGAAGAACCUCCAUCAUCAGUCAUAACCACCGACGGAGCAGAACUCCGGUUCCAACUCGAAGGCAACCCAGCCGACCCCGUAAUCGUCUGCGUAAACUCCAUAAUGACAGACCUCCACAUCUGGGACGACGUCUCCAAAUCCCUCAUCACAGGCGCCGCCUCCAAAGACGGCAAAACUUACCGUGUCCUUCGCUACAACCCCCGAGGCUACAACCAACAAGCCGAGCGAAGCAACGACACAACCUUUGACAUCCUCGCCGACGACCUCGAAUACCUCCUCCAACGCCUCAACAUCCCCAAAAUCCACGCCGUCCUCGGUGUCAGCAUGGGCGGCGUAACAUCCAUAAACUUCGCAAUCCGCCACCCCUCUAUGCUCGAGAAAUAUGUCGCAUGCGACUGUAACGUAGCAUCCUCUCCAGCCAACAGUCAAGCCUGGUCCGAACGCGUCGAACUCGCUCGCGAAAAAGGAAUGUCCGAACUCGCAAAAAUCACUGUCUCACGCUGGUUCACUCCUGCAAACGCCGAAUCAGAAAACGCAAAGAAAGUUCUCCCUAUGGCUGCGAAUGCAAACUUCGAAGGCUUUAGAUUGAAUUCUCUGGCGCUGAGCGACUUCGAUUUGAAAGCAAAAUUACAAGAAAUCAAAGCCCCGGGUUUAUUGAUCGCAGGAGAAGGCGAUGGAAAAAUUCCAGAGGCGAUGCAGAAAUUUGGAAUUCCAAACACGAAAUUUGUACAGAUUCCGAAUGCUGGACAUUUGCCUUUCUUGGAGAAUCAUGAGGCUUUUGUAGAAGCUCUGAAGGAGUUCCUGUAAUCAGGUGGACACGAGGUCGUCCGCAUGUUGUACAGCGAGCGUGAUUUAGGCAGCAAGUGCUGCCUUGUGCUCAUAUCGAUACACUUGUACAGCUUGUGUACAAACCUUAUUGAUCCUUCUCCGGGUCGAGCAUGCAUAUAUCAAGUCGCCCUCUCUCGUGCUGUCCAACUCACGCUUCAGUUCUUGUUCCUUCCUCCUCGCUUAUAUUGCUCUACCUGUACUGCACAGAAAAUGAGCUCCAUCACCCUAGAAACAAUGCAAUCGCCAACCCCAUCUCUCCCCGGCCUACCAGCCGAAAUCAUCGAAUUAAUUCUCAAGUUUCUUC
Messenger RNA from Cercospora beticola, 2040 nucleotides. RefSeq lists its product as uncharacterized. The record is from RefSeq and is a predicted model, not a curated record. Lineage: Eukaryota; Fungi; Ascomycota; Dothideomycetes; Mycosphaerellales; Mycosphaerellaceae.